Fusarium sp. VM40 is the source of this 405-nucleotide messenger RNA. The record is from the annotation of a GenBank genome assembly. Lineage: Eukaryota; Fungi; Ascomycota; Sordariomycetes; Hypocreales; Nectriaceae.
AUGCUCGCUUCACACGGUCGAGGCGGCGCUGGCAACAUGGCCGACUCAGCCCACACAGAAAAGACAGACCCCAGCAAGCUCCAGACUCCUGUCCUUAAGGGUCCUGUCGUAACCACCGGCCGUGGUGGUACAGGCAACAUGGCCAAGAACGACGAUCCUCGAGAGACUCGCAAGCGCCAAGAUGUCGAAGCCGUCCCUCGACGUCCUUCCUAUGGCACCCAAUACAGUGGCCGCGGUGGCGCUGGCAACAUCUUCAAGGACAAGGAGACUGAGUUGGCUCGCAAGGCCAGCAACGAUGGCGCCAUCACUGACGACGAGGAGCCCAAGUCUGCCAACUCGCCCAGUGCUGGUGGCGAGUCACUGGCUCAGAAGGGCAAGAACUGGCUCUUUGGCAAGAAGGUUUAA